Emericellopsis cladophorae is the source of this 1693-nucleotide messenger RNA. RefSeq names its product Arylsulfotransferase (ASST). The annotation marks the transcript as partial. The record is from RefSeq and is a predicted model, not a curated record. The transcript has 3 exons. Lineage: Eukaryota; Fungi; Ascomycota; Sordariomycetes; Hypocreales; Bionectriaceae.
AUGGCCCGACUCCGAUCCAAUCCAGUGGGGGCUGUACUAUCGUGCUGGUGGCUUUGCCAUAGUUUGGUUGCCGGCGACUUUACCGUGACAUCUGAUCUCGACGCCUACGAGAAACUCGCAGACGACAACAAUGGCUUCCCUCACCAGACCUUUCGCUCCUCCGACAUUAAGGGCCCCGUUUUUCAUAUCAACCAUUGGGACAAAAACCUCACCGACGACACUCCCUACAUCUUCAUCGGCACGAACUACGGCAAGAUUGGCGCGGGCGCCGGUCCCAUGAUUAUCGACGCGUCCGAUCUCAGCCUCGUCUAUGCCGACCAGUCGUAUACCAAUAACUACCAUUCCGAGAUGCAGACCAUCCACGACAAGCCGCACCUCACCUACUGGGCGAAGGACCGUGACCUCGGCGGGGUACACGUCGUUGUCGAUGAAAAUUACAACAAGAAGUACAAUGCGACAGCGGUAUCUCCCCAUUACGAAGACAUGCACGAGUUCCAUGUCACUAAUGAGGGCACCGCCGUCUUCACAACGCAUCAUCGAAUCGACUUUGACUGCAGUCUCUGGGGUGGGUCGAGCAGUUGCCAUGUACACGACACGGGGUUCCAAGAGGUCGAUUUGGAGACCAACGAGGUUCUCUUCGGUUGGUGGGCGGCUGAUCACUUUGACCCGGCUGACUCAUACGCGCGAUUUGUCGCCGGUGACUUUGGGCUCAAUUCCGAGAGGGAGGGCAACUAUGACUUGUCGCACAUGAACGGCACCGAAGACGGCAACUAUCUCAUCUCCAGCCGACACUUCUUCUCCGUCCAGCUCAUCGACGGAAAAACGGGUGAGCCCAUCUGGACGCUCGGCGGGAAGAAGAAUUCGUUUACGGAUCUGAGCAACGGUAGCGCCACGAACAUUGGCUGGCAGCAUAACGCUCGCUUCUACCACAACCACAGUCAAAUCACCUUGUUUGACAACCACAACGAAAAUCAAGGCGACUGUGGCGACCACUGCGAGACGCGCGGCCUCCAUGUCGAGAUUGACACCAAGGAGAUGACCGCGCGCGUUAUCCGCGAGUACUACCAUCCAGGACACCUCGACUCAGGCGCCAUGGGAGGCAUGCAGCUCCUGGACAGUGGUAACGCCAUUGUCGGCUGGGGCUGGACGCCUUCUAUAGUCGAGUACGCGAGCGACGGCCAGGUGGCCAUGGACAUACAGCGGGGCAAGGUGGGUAUUGGCAGACAGGGCAACAUGUUCAUGUACCGCGUCAACAAGGGCCACUGGACCGGUCGCCCCACCUGGCCGCCGAGUUUUGUCGUCGACGAGGACGAUGGCAAUGCGACCAUCUACAUGUCCUGGAAUGGCGCAACCGAUAUCGUCAAGUGGUUCAUUUUCUCGUCAGAACAAUCCGACAAAGUGAACGACAUUGAGCACCUUUUUACCGCGCCUCGCACAGGUUUCGAGACGUCGGCCUCUAUCAAGGCCGACGAGCUUUCACGCUUUGUGCGCGUGGCGGCCGUUGAUAAGGCCGGUAGCGUCCUCGGCGUGUCUGACGUUUUCGACCGGCAGGCUGAGUACACAGACGACGUCGCUUCUGGGGAUGCCGACGGACGUAUUAAGAUAUCCUCCUUAGCCAUAGGCAGUAUCUUUGCUAUUCUUCUCAUAACCUUUAGUACCGCCUUUGGGCUACUUAUCUACCGACGUCGACGAG